This is a messenger RNA of Mesoplodon densirostris (Blainville's beaked whale), 1836 nucleotides long. Its product is annotated as serine/threonine-protein kinase MRCK alpha-like. Gene Ontology annotation, biological process: peptidyl-threonine phosphorylation; actomyosin structure organization. Gene Ontology annotation, molecular function: protein serine/threonine kinase activity. Lineage: Eukaryota; Metazoa; Chordata; Mammalia; Artiodactyla; Ziphiidae. Gene Ontology annotation, cellular component: actomyosin; cytoskeleton; cytoplasm. The record is from RefSeq and is a predicted model, not a curated record.
AUGAGCAAGGACAGAACUCCCUUAUUCUGUAGGGUGAAUAAUUUUAUGCCCCUACAGAAUGCCUCGAAAAGCACCAAGGAUGAAAAGGAUGCCCAGGACUUGAGCUUAGAAAAAACCAAAGAAGUGGAGUCUUUACGAAAUUCCAGCUUGGUUAUAGGAGCAAGAUAUAAGACCCACAGGUUUUUCCUCACGUCCUUUACCGUUCCCACCAAGUGUCACCAGUGCACAUCUCUGAUGGUGGGCUUGAUAAGACAAGGCUGCACCUGUGAAGCAUGUGGGUUCUCAUGUCACACAACCUGUGUAGAAAAAGCUCCAAAAGCUUGUCCUGUGCCUUUUCAUCAGAAGAAAGGUGCCUUCUGUCUAGACCCACAGAAAGGCAUGGGAACAGCCUAUGAAGGCCAUGUCUGGAUUCCAAAGAAAGCAGAGAUGAAAAAAGGAUGGCAGAGGGCAUUGGCUGUAGUGUGUGACUUCAAACUCUUCCUGCAUGAUAUGGAAGAAGAAGAAGACUCAAAACCCAAUGUUGUAGUUAGUCAAGUGAUUGACAUUAGGCACGGAGCACUUUCUGUUAGUUCAGUCUGGCCCUCUGAUUUUAUUCCUGCAAGGAGAAAGGAAAUGCCUCGUAUGUUUAAGGUCACAGCUUCCCAGCUCUCAGCACCUAGUAAUAGAUAUUCAAUCCCAAUCUUAGCAGAUAGCGAGAAUGAGAAGAGUGAGUGGGUGGGUGUGCUGAGUGAAUUGCACAAAAUAUUGAGAAAAAGUCAUUCCAGAGACCGCUCAGUCUAUGUUCUGAAAGAGGUUUAUGACAGCAAUCUACCCCUGAUCAAAACCACCCAGACAGCUGCAAUCAUAGAUCACAAAAGAAUCGCUCUGGGAAAUGAAGAAGGGUGAUUUGUUGUCCACGUUACCAUAGAUGAAAUUAUUCGCAUUGGCUACAUGAAGAAGAUUCACCAGAUUGAGCUUAUCCUCCAUGGCCAGAUGGUUGCAGUGAUCUCGGGACGAAGUCAUCAUGUGCAGCUGUUUUCCAUGUCAGCUUUGGAUGGACGAAAGACUGAUAUUCACAAGCUGACAGAAACCAAAGGGUGCAAGACGGUGACUUCUGGAACAGUGUGCCAAAGGGCCCAUACAUGCCUCUGUGUGGCUAGGAAAAGCCAAAUCUUCUGUUACGAGCUGUUUCAGAGCAAGAAAAUUUCUCACAGAAAAUUUAAAGAGCUCCAAAUCCCAACCAAUGUCCAGUGGAUGGGCAUCUUCAGCGAACAGCUCUGUGUAGGAUUCCAAUCAGGAUUCCUGAGAUACCCCUUGAGGAGAGAAGGAAUUCCAUACAGGAUGCUGCACUCCCAUGAACCUACACUGUCAUUUAUUGCACAUCAAACAGCGGAUGCUCUCUGUGCAACUGAGAUCUCUAGUACUGAGUAUCUGUUAUGUUUUAAGAGCAUUGGAAUUUACACUGACAGCAGGGGCCUCAGAUCUAGGCUAGUUGAACUGAUGUGGCCAGCAACUCCAAGUUAUUGCCGUUACAAUGCCCCAUAUCUUUCGGUAUACAGUGGAAAUGAAGUGGAUAUCAUUGAUAUGAACUCCAUGGAAUGGAUACAAACCAUCCUGCUCAAGAAGGUUCAACCCUUGAAUACUUAAGGAUCCCUAAACAUUUUGCUUUUGGAGACAAUUAGAUUAAUAUAUUUCAAAAAUAAAGGGCUUCCCUGGUGGCGCAGUGAUGGAGAUGAGCUGGUAUUUCCUGAAACAUCAGAUAAUCAACAGAAGAAAAUGGCCCGACACCACAGCAGCAAGCAUCGUUAUUCCUUCUGGGUUCCCAGAGGAAAAGGGAUGCUACUGAAGGGGCUAUGA